GGGUAUGAUGCACGAUCGUGUACUUUUACUCUGUCUGUAAGACAUACAUACAUGGCAAAAAUAAGCUGAAAACUACUGGAAGUUGCCACUUAUCAAAUAUCUUUCACUCGUACAUGCCACACUCUUUUUAUCGCUUCGGUUGGUUAACAAUUAUUAUAAGGAAUUGGCAAAAUAUUAGAGUGCUUAAAAUUUCGACAUUCUUACUUUGCAUUCCAUAUUCAUUUGCUGGAGGUGCAUUUGACAAGAAAUCUUUGAGUAAGAUCUGCCGUUGAUCUGAAGUGUUUAGCGCUCCAACCAAUCCAACCCAUGAGUAAAUUCUUUGGACUUGAGAGGUGAUUUUCCAGUCUUCACUUGCAGAACAUCCGCCCUUCAGUUGCACCCAACCAAGGAGUCCCUCACAAAUGGAACUAAUAAUAAUGGAGAGAAAGCGUGAGUUUGACUCAAGUCGGUUUCUCUAAUCUCCAGUGAUUUCCCCACGAACCCACACAACACCAGCACCACCAGCACCAGACGACGACCCGUUCACUUGCAGAAAGGAAAUCAAAAUCAAAAGAAGGGACGAGAAUUCAAUUUGUUGGCUGAGUCGAGGCAAGUGUACCACACAAAACCACCGUUCUCUCUCGAAUCUUGACUAUUAAACCAACCCAUCGGUCUCGUCGUUCCCUUCUUGCUUUCUAUUUUACCUUCCAUUCAACUCCAUCAUCUUUGGUAUAAAAAGCCGUCUGGACAUUAUGGAUUCCACUUACACUCAUUUUCGAAUCCAUCCAGAACAAGUUCCCCUCCAUCAUCAGCAUCACCACCAGCAUCAUAAUCACCGAUUUGAUAACUGCUCCUCAACUACUGCCAACAUUGAGUACGACAUUGAGGAAGAGGAACAAUAUUGUCUUCCAAGUCAACAUCAGCAGAUUUUACUUCAACGACACCACCUUCACGACGACGAGAAUUGUGGUGAAAGCCAUCAUCGAAAUUUAGUUCAUCCUUUAAGUGGGGCAAAUCAACACCACCUUCACCAUCAGCAGGAACUCACAACUCUCGCUUCGCCUCCUAUUCGAGACAAGGGCAUCGUCAUGCAACAGCAACAAUAUUCUUCAAACAGUGGACCACGUUCAGGUCAAGAUCAUUGUCACAACCAGACCAGAAGUUCCAUGGGCCAGCAGCACGAACUCAUUGACGAAAUGGAGCACGAAGAAGACGAGCUGCCUGCAUGUGCAUAUGCAGGUUCUGGGGGUAAUGCUGGACAAUCGACUUCAGGAAGGCCGGAGUUAUCGGCUGGAGGACAUCAGUUUGGGUUGACAGAUGAGACCUCGGGUGGUGGAAAUCAAAAUGAGCAGCCGUACUACCCCCGACAACACCCUUACAAGGUGCAACGGCAAAAUGCCAAUGUACGAGAGAGAAAGCGAAUGCAGAGGUCUGUUCCAAGCAUAAAUUCCGCCUUUGAUUCGCUGCGUGUUCACGUUCCAACUUUCCCUUAUGAAAAGCGGCUUUCAAAAAUCGACACGUUAAGACUUGCUAUCGCCUACAUUGCCCUGUUACGUGAGGUUUUGAUAUCCAAGUAUGACCCUUUGACCUAUGUGGAAAAAUGUCUAAAGGGCGAACUAAAGUGUGAAGGGGCCUCCAUGUGGAACACGAGUGAUCUCACAGCGAGACUAUCAUGGAUAAACUGGGAAAAUUUGGGAGUCAAUCCCACAAGAAGAAGUUCCUUAACUUCACUCACUAUGUCUCCCGACAUGUAAUUAAUCCUACUUUUGUCAAUUUAUUUUUCAGUAUACGUUUACCUAGUUAUUUAGAUGUUAUGCAAUAAUGGUAGUGUCCAAAUUUAAUACAUAUACCGAGUUAGAAGGACUAAAAGUGAAAAUAUUGUCUUACAGUGCCCCGAUAACAUUUACCAAAGGUUUCAAAUACAAUGAUUCAAUGAAUAUUAUAUUCUCUAGCAAUUUUAGGUAAUUUUAACGUGAUACAAACUUUAUGGUGUCAUUUAAGUGUAGCAUAAUUCAUACUACUUUGAAAAUACAAUGUAUGUAUGUCGUUGGUACAAUACAUACAUAUACACACAAAUUAGACGACGCAACUUUCACCAGCUCUCACUCUACCCCAAAUGUAACUUUCCUUUCUUAUUUUUAUUCGUUGAUCUCUUAUUAACACGACUUUUUUAUUCAUAUACACUAAGCUUAACGUUAUGCAAUUUUAGAUCGCCUUACAGUUGUAGUACCUUGAGUUCCAUAGUCACGUGAUAUUUUGCUUCUGCAUGAAUAUUUCAAGAGGGUUUAGAACAUUGAUAUUCAAGCUCUAAAUUAAAUUGGCGAGACUCACCCUCGUGACCAUGUCGUUCUUCUCUUGAAACUCAACAAUAAUAAGAUGAGCCCAAGAAGUAAGAC
Messenger RNA from Folsomia candida, 2375 nucleotides. RefSeq names its product protein dimmed. The transcript is spliced from 5 exons. The record is from RefSeq and is a predicted model, not a curated record. Gene Ontology annotation, molecular function: protein dimerization activity; DNA-binding transcription factor activity, RNA polymerase II-specific; RNA polymerase II transcription regulatory region sequence-specific DNA binding. Lineage: Eukaryota; Metazoa; Arthropoda; Collembola; Entomobryomorpha; Isotomidae. Gene Ontology annotation, biological process: developmental process; regulation of transcription by RNA polymerase II. Bases 732 to 1733 code for a protein of 333 amino acids.